AGCAGCUUGCUGGGGAAAGGCGGCAGCACCGUGACAUUGAUUGGGCUCUGGUUUGUAGGUCUGACCUCAUUCGUCUUUCAAGACAUUAUCAACCAGAGACACAGAAAGUGCGCACCGUCUGCAGAAGAGGCCUUAUGAGGGCACAGUUUAUUUCUGAAAUGAGAAACGACAAGCCACAAGCGUUGUAGUUUGAAUUCGAAACAAUUUGAAAAUGUGAAAAGAAUUUCAAAGUGGAGGAAGAUUGAAGUUACACAGCACUACCAUCGUUUACGGUGCAAAUACUAGAAAUGGGAAAGAUGCUUACGUGAAGCAUAGCUACAAAACCAAACUUGUUUGACUUUCUCUUACUGUGCAGUGUUUGAAGCUUCGUCCUUUUUAAAGGGCUGUUUGAAACAACGACGCAGUAGUGUGCUGGUGUACACAAACCUUACAUAAGGCCCAGGACGGAGAGACAGGGCAGUUUGUAGAUAUACAAACAAAUCGUUUGACGGUCACGAUCGCAUCAGUUUGGGAAUUAUUUGGGACAGCUUGUUUGCGUUUGCGAUCGUUCGUGGAAUGAAUCCUGUAUUUCGUCAACUUUCCGCAGCUCUAUCGAGUGCCAGCUUGAGAGGUUCCAUUCGGUACGGCAUUGAUGGACAUUCGAAACGGCUUCAGCGUCCCAUCUCCGUAGCCAAAUCAGUCGCUUCCCAGAUCCAUCGAAAUUAUUGCUGUUUUGAAAUGAAACCAAAGGUGUACGUAACCCGCAACGAUUAUGCCAGGAUUGGGCUGGAUCUGUUAAGAGAAGAAUGUGAUAUUUCACUGUGGGACGAAGCUUAUCCUGUGCCGAGAGAUGAAUUCCUCAAAAAUGUGGCGGGAAAAGAUGCAAUCUACUGUUCACUGAACGAUCGCAUCGACAAAGAGUUGCUCGAUCAGGCAGGACCAAAUCUUAAGGUCAUCUCUACCAUCUCAGUUGGCUAUGAUCAUAUCGAUGUGAAGGAAUGCAAACAGCGCGGAAUUCGCGUAGGCUAUACGCCGGAUGUGCUAACGGAUGCAACGGCCGAACUGACGGUUGCCUUGCUACUGGCAACAGCACGUCGACUAUUCGAAGCCAACAAGCAAGUUCACACUGGCGGGUGGAAAUCGUGGUCUCCAAUGUGGAUGUGUGGCAAAGGUGUGAAAGAUUCUACUGUGGGAAUCUUUGGCUUCGGUCGCAUCGGUCAAGAGGUGGCAAAACGUUUAGCACCGUUCAAGCCAUUACGGAUUCAGUUUACAAGCCGCACGGACAAGUUUCUCACGGCGGAAGAUUUGGGCGUAACACAGGUUCCGUUUGAUGAAUUGAUCGAAACGAGUGAUUUCCUUAUCAUUGCCUGUUCGUACAACGUGGAGACGGCCAAUUUGUUCAACGAUGCAGUGUUUUCGCGCAUGAAACCUUCGGCAAUCUUAAUUAACACUAGCCGAGGUGGAGUGGUUGAGCAGCACGAUCUGAUUCAUGCUUUACGUGCGGGUAAAAUACAGGCAGCUGGAUUGGACGUUACCACACCGGAACCACUUCCUCUGGAUAACCCUCUCCUAACGCUUCCGAACGUUGUGGUAUUGCCUCACAUUGGCAGUGCCGACAUUGAAACUCGUAUUGAAAUGUCGCGCAUUACAGCAUGCAAUAUCUUGGCCGGACUGAAGGGUGUAAAAAUGCUUUCGGAAGUGUAGUAUUGCAUCCCGGAUGCUGGAGAGCAAACUACUGUUACUUUGCGUUGUUCCGAAAUAAAAUGACCAUAUUUACCGAAUUUCA
This is a messenger RNA of Anopheles funestus (African malaria mosquito), 1765 nucleotides long. RefSeq names its product glyoxylate reductase/hydroxypyruvate reductase. The transcript has 3 exons. Lineage: Eukaryota; Metazoa; Arthropoda; Insecta; Diptera; Culicidae. Gene Ontology annotation, cellular component: cytosol. Bases 556 to 1683 code for a protein of 375 amino acids. The record is from RefSeq and is a predicted model, not a curated record. Gene Ontology annotation, molecular function: hydroxypyruvate reductase [NAD(P)H] activity; glyoxylate reductase (NADPH) activity; NAD binding.